Lactuca virosa is the source of this 1724-nucleotide messenger RNA. The record is from the annotation of a GenBank genome assembly. Lineage: Eukaryota; Viridiplantae; Streptophyta; Magnoliopsida; Asterales; Asteraceae.
GAAUUGGUGUACCGCCUAUAAACCGUAUAAAAAUGAGAGGAACAGCGCUCAUCUUCUUUGUUCUUCUUAUCUUGAAGAAUCCAUUGUUUAUCGAACUCUGAACAGAAAUCAUCCACUUAGAAUGCGCAUCCUUUCGAGGCCACCGUGCCUCUCAUCAUAUUCUGCUCCUUCUCGAUCUCAAUCACUUGCCAGACACAACUUCCAUUUCUCAAUUUCAACUUAUUCUACUUCUACAUCAUGUUCAUCAUCAUCGUCUUCCUUUACUUUCUUUAGCUUUAGACCCUUCAAUAAGCGCUUUCAUUUCAUUAACCCACCUCGUUCUUCCCUCAAACAAACCAAAAAACAGCAACGAAGCCUUCAAACUAAUGCCCCACCGCCACAAAGCAGCAUCAGAAGACUCUUGAACUUGAACGAUAAUCCUAAAGAUGAUGGUGGUGGUGGAAAUGAUGAUGAUGAUGAUGAUCAGAACGAGACUGCGAUUAAGGGGACAAUUUUAGCUGGUUUGUUGCUGGUGGGUGUUGUUGGUGGGUUUGGUACUGUUGGGUACAUCUAUAGAGACCAGAUCAAUGCUUUUCUGAUUCAGUUUUCUAGCUUCAUUGAAGGAUAUGGCCCUGCCGGAUAUGCACUUUUUGUUGCAGUUUAUGCUGGCUUGGAGGUACUUGCAAUCCCCGCGAUCCCACUGACAAUGUCAGCGGGUCUUCUUUUUGGGUCAUUUACAGGCACAAUUCUUGUCUCCAUAAGUGGAACUGUGGCUGCAAGUGUUGCAUUUCUAAUUGCUAGAUAUUUUGCUCGUGAUCGGAUACUUAAAAUGGUUGAAGGAAAUAAAAAAUUCCUUGCAAUCGAUAAAGCAAUUGGAGAAAAUGGUUUUAGAGUUGUGACACUUCUUCGUUUGAGCCCUUUGCUCCCGUUUUCUCUUGGAAAUUACUUAUAUGGCCUUACAUCAGUCAAGUUUGUCCCAUAUGUUUUGGGAAGUUGGCUGGGGAUGCUACCAGGAACAUGGGCUUACGUUAGUGCGGGUGCAUUUGGUCGAGCAAUCAUUCAAGAAGAAUCGGAUUUGGGUUUGGCAGGGGGAAGUAAUCAGCUUUUGACUCUAGGUGCCGGAUUACUUGCAACUGCCCUCGCUGCAACCUAUGUCACACGUUUAGCCAAGGAUGCUAUGAAAGACAUUGAAUAAGUCAUAUAUAUAUAUAUAUAUAUAUAUAUAUAUAUAUAUAUAUCACCCACUAGUGGCUUCUGCUUAGAUAAUCUAAUUUCUUCGGUUCGGUUUACAAAAUUCAAUGCUAUCAGUAUAAGUAUCAAUACCAGUAUUGUAAAUCUAGAAAGGCCACUUGUUGAAGUAAAUUGUAAAUUUUUUUAUAUUUUUUAUGGCUUUAAGCAAACCUUUAUGUCCCGGUCAUUGCUAUCAAGUACCAUAAGAAGCCAUUAGGUUGUGAUUGUUACAUGAAACAUGAGAGGCUAUCUUCGAAUAUGGUGAUGAAUGAGGGCAUUCACGUCUUUUGCACACAUGUGAAUCUAGAGAAACUCCUUGUCCCAAUUUCUUAUGUGGGACGGGAAAAGUUGCAAAUUUUUAUCACCAUAAUUUGCACUUUUUAUCCCAUUAUUACCAAGUGUACCUAAAGUGUCAUCAAAAUACCAUCGCUAUCUUAUCUUAAAAUGAUACACUUCAUAAUACUAGUUUCUGGUGCCGAUUUUGAUACUCUUUAAAUCCAAAAUUAACAUCCAAC